GAUGAGGUGGAAAUAUCAACUUACCUGAAAUCCACAAUGUCACCUUCCGGCAAAGAGAUAUUCAGAAAGAGCGAAAUAAACAGUGCAACUGAAAGAUGCUUCUGAUCUCACCUUGUUCCAUUUCUGCUCCUCCAUCAACAAGCCGGAUCAGACAUUCGCCGAUCAAAUCCAUGAGAAGCAAUUCUGCUUCGCAACGGAUAAACGGCAUGUCAGCUCUCCAAUCUCGAAUCUCCCUACUCAUCGCUCUCGCCUCCCAAACCUCUUCUCUUUCUCAAAAACUUUUGACGGAAUUGGCGGGUGAAACCGCGAAAUACGUGUUUCCGAAGAGGAUAUUCGAAAGUCGGAAUCUAGAGGAAGCUUUGAUGUCUGUGCCCGAUCUGGAGACAGUGAAAUUCAAGGUUUUGAAACGCAAUGAUUGGUAUGAGAUAAGACAAGUUGAGCCUUACUUUGUUGCCGAGGCUACAAUGCCUGGGAAGAAUGGGUUUGACCUUAAUGGUGCAUCUCAAUCCUUCAACAAAUUGGCUGAGUACUUGUUUGGUAAGAACACGAAGAAGGAGAGUAUGGCGAUGACAACACCCGUAAUCACUCGUAGAACUCAAUCUGAUGGGGAGAAGAUGGAAAUGACUACUCCAGUGAUAACUAAAAGGGUGGAAGAUCAGGAGAAGUGGAGGAUGUCCUUUGUCAUGCCCUCAAAGUAUGGUUCGGACUUGCCGCUACCAAAGGAUUCGUCUGUAACUAUCAAAGAGGUGCCUAGGAAAACUGUCGCAGUUGUUGCCUUUUCAGGUUUUGUGACUGAUGAAGAAGUAAAAGCCCGAGAAUCAAGACUUCGCACGGCAGUAAGGGGAGAUGCUGAGUUUCGGGUAAAAGAUGGUGCCUUGAUAGAAGUUGCACAGUACAAUCCACCAUUUACUCUUCCGUUCACACGUCGGAAUGAAAUUAGCCUGGAAGUUGAAAAGAAACAGGAAUAGCUAGUCAGUGUGCAGUAUAUUGCAGAUAAAUGCGUGCACUGAUGUAGAGAAACCAGUGAAGCAAAACUUCACCAGUAUACGUUAAAGUCAUAAUAUGGUGUGUAAAUAUAUUGUAUCAAUAUACUCCUUGUAUAUAUACAUCUCAGGCGAUUGCGCUUGACCUUUUGGUCAUAAGCUUAUGUGCAUGUACAGAAUGUACAGAUCCCUCAUUGCUUCUACUCUGAAAAUAAUAAGACACUUGUCUUUUAAUUUGUA
Lycium barbarum (goji berry) is the source of this 1223-nucleotide messenger RNA. Its product is annotated as heme-binding-like protein At3g10130, chloroplastic. The coding region runs from base 96 to 968 and encodes 290 amino acids. The record is from RefSeq and is a predicted model, not a curated record. NCBI's taxonomy places the organism in Eukaryota, Viridiplantae, Streptophyta, Magnoliopsida, Solanales, Solanaceae. The transcript is spliced from 8 exons.